ACCAAGUGUAACUAUGAUAAUGUACCGUGUACGAUUUUUCCUUUGAGGCUUUGCUCGAGACGCGAGACGCGAGAGAGAGAGGAGAGAAUGAAAAAAUCUAUACCAUACGAACAGAGUUCGGAACAGGCCCAAGCUGUUACGGAGUCCGCACUCUUUUAGUCUACAUCUCUAAAUUUUCUGCAAGAAAAAGUAAUUUCUUUCUUGUUGCGGGGACUGGUAGAAAGUAAUUGGAAAUCAAUUGCUGAAACUGGGCCAAUGGAAUCAUUUGACGGAUAAUUCUCAAAAUUGGGAAAAAGUUAAUGGAUUGCUUCUCUAUAUUUUGAUUACGUUGUCAUUUUCUGAAAAUUUUCAGCUGUCGAAUUAGAGUAUGCUAAAAAGAUCAAAUUUUUGGAUACGUACAUGGGAAAAACUACAGUGGUUGCGCAGGACUCCUACUUUUCCUUUUUCUACCUGUGGGAAAAAUGGAAGUUUCAGUGAUGGAACAGAGUCUGAGACUGAAUGGGAAAGAUUACUUAAGCCAUUUGACCUAAUAGAACUCCGAAAAUCACUCAAUAAAAUUUCUCCAUUUCAGCUUAAUAAAUUGCUGGAGCUCCCACUGGAUGUGUCAACAUCGAUGGAGUUGUUUCAGUGGGCCGGUGCCCAGAAGGGCUAUUGCCAUUCGUUUGAUGUCUACUAUACUUUGAUUGAUAAAGCUGGGGCUGCUGGGGAUUUUAAGAUCAUUGAUAGGUUAUUAAUGCAGAUGAAAGAAGAAGGGAUAGUUUUUACAGAGUCUCUUUUCAUUAUGAUUAUGAGGCACUAUGGAAGAGGUGGUUUGCCUGGGCAAGCAACCAGGUGGCUUUUGGAUAUGAGGACUACAUUCUCUUGUGAACCUACAUUUAAGUCUUAUAAUGUUGUGUUGGAUAUUCUGCUGGCAGGGAACUGUCCAAAAGUUGCUCCAAAUGUUGUUUAUGAGAUGUUGAGCAAGGGCAUCUCCCCUACUGUUUUUACUUUUGCUAGAGUAAUGAAAGCACUUUGUAAAGUGAAAGAGGUUGAUUCUGCAUGCUCCCUCCUCAGAGACAUGACGAAAUAUGGAUGUGUGCCGAAUUCAAUAGUUUAUCAGACACUUAUACACGCUCUAUCUGAGACCAACAGAGUGAAUGAAGCUUUGAAACUUUUGGAAGAGAUGUUUCUCAUGAGUUGCUUACCAGAUGUCAAUACAUUCAACGACGUCAUAAUUGGUCUUUGUGGUGCUGAUCGUGUUCAUGAGGCCGCCAAAUUGGUAGAUAGGAUGCUUAUUCGAGGGUUUGCCCCUGAUGCUAUAACUUAUGGAGUUUUAAUGCAAGGGCUAUGUAAAACAGGUCAGGUGGACGAAGCAAGGGCACUGCUGAUGAAAGUGCCCUAUCCUAAUGUUAUCCUGUUUAAUACUUUGAUUAAUGGCUAUGUCACACACGGUCGAUUUGACGAAGCAAAAUCUAUAUUAAACAAGAACAUGUUUGGUACUGGCUGUCAGCCAGAUGUUUAUACUUUUAAUAUACUUCUUCGUGGGCUUUGCAAGAAAGGAUUCUUUGCCUCAGCUCACCAAGUGGUGGAGGAGAUGUCAUCUUAUGGUUGUGAGCCAAACGUUAUCACCUACACCAUUUUGAUUGAUGGCUUCUGCAAGGAAGGCCGGUUGGAAGAAGCCAAUGACAUUAUGGACGAAAUGUCAUCCAAAGGUCUCUGCCUAAAUACGGUGGGAUAUAACUGUCUAUUAUCUGCCUUCUGCAAGGACAAUAAGAUACAUGAGGCGAUGGAAAUCUUUAGUGAUAUGCCCAGCAAAGGAUGUAAGCCUGACAUAUUCACGUUCAAUUCUUUGAUAAAUGGGCUUUGCAAAAUUGAUAAGAUGGAAGAGGCACUUCGCUUGUACCGAGAUAUGUUCACAGAGGGAGUUAUAGCGAAUACUGUAACAUAUAACACAUUGAUUCAUUCUUUCCUGAGGAAAGGUGCAAUUCAAGAAGCAUUUAAGCUAGUUAACGAUAUGUUAUUCAGAGGAUGUCCCCUUGAUGACUUCACUUACACUGGACUUAUAAAAGCACUGUGCCAAGAUGGGGCAAUAGAAAAGGCUGUGGGUCUCUUUGAAGAAAUGUUGAGAAAGGGGCUGAAUCCUAAUACUAAAUCAUGCAAUAUUUUGAUUAAUGGCUUAUGCAAAGCUGGGAAGGUACAAAAUGCCCUUGAAUAUUUGAGAGAGAUGCUUCAUCGAGGAUUAAAACCCGAUAUAGUCUCAUAUAACAGUCUUAUAAGUGGUUUAUGCAAGACAGGACGUGUUGAGGAAGCUCUUAAUCUCUUUGACAAAUUACAAAGUCAAGGUGUCUGUCCAGAUGCUGUCACUUAUAACAUCUUGAUAGGUUCUUACUGUAAAAUGGGCAUGCUUGAGGAGGCAUAUGCACUUUUAACUAGAGGUGUGUCCCAUGGAUUGACACCAGAUAAUGUAACAUGGCACAUACUAGUCACCAAUUUGUUGAAAAGGGUAAUGAGGAGAGGUUAAAUGAUUGCCUUGUCUAUAUUAGGUCAGUAUACACUUGUUUUCUUCAAUUUAAAUGCCUCUACUCAAUAACCUGUUUCAUGUCAACUGUAUCAAGAAUGAAAUCAUUUCUCGCUCUCUCUCCAACAUUUUCUAGUUGUGCCACUACUUUUUCCUGCUAUUCCACUCUCAGCAAUCCAUUAUUUUAUGCAAAACCUACAGACACAUGCUUGCUGCUAAAUCUCUCCAAAGCCCUAAUUUUUUAUCCUGAAUUUCUGUGAAGCAUUUCCUAGUGAACUGUGCAAAUCCCUCAAAUUGUAAUUGAAUUUGAAGCUUGCACGCCGCUUUGAGGUCGGGUGAAAUUCACGUGAUUGUGGGUCCAAUGUUAACCAGCAAGACCACAGAUCUUCUCAGGAGAAUUAAGCUCGAGAGCAGUAAUGGCAGGUUGGCAGAUUGUUACUCUCUUUCUUUUUCUUUUUUUUUUAAUGAGUUAUUUGGGGUUUAGUCGAUAUGUUUUGACGAUAAUGCUCUAUUGUAGUUCUAAAAAGAAUCUUAUCUUUAUUUUACACUGUAAUUUAUUUUCGCAUUA
This is a messenger RNA of Olea europaea var. sylvestris, 3065 nucleotides long. RefSeq names its product pentatricopeptide repeat-containing protein At5g64320, mitochondrial-like. The record is from RefSeq and is a predicted model, not a curated record. The transcript has 2 exons. Gene Ontology annotation, molecular function: protein binding. Lineage: Eukaryota; Viridiplantae; Streptophyta; Magnoliopsida; Lamiales; Oleaceae. Bases 368 to 2500 code for a protein of 710 amino acids.